AUCUCCGUCCUUGGGGAGAGGCCUUGUAUAAAUAUACCGUCGAGCCCGGGUAGACGGCGGUGUGCUCCCCGGCUUUGAUCUCCCUUCUCCCCACGCUGUAGCUGCACUCUCUGCACCGUAGUACUCGCGAGAGCCGCCCUCUUCCAGCUCGCCUUCGUCAGCUUUCCCAGCACCGUAGUCAUCAUGGCUGCCCACGACGGCACGCACAGCAACGACACUUCGAUGACACCCAGUGUCCACGAUGCUCCUGAAGUCGUAGUCGCUUCCGGCAAGGGCUCUGCCCUCGAGAAGACCGAUGUCGACUUCGAGCGUGUCGAGGCAGCAGGCUUUGACGAGGCCGCGACCAAGAAGCUGCUCCGCAAGAUCGAUUGGACCCUCGUCCCUUUUCUCGCCUUCCUCUACCUGCUCUCCUUCCUGGACAGAACCAACAUUGGCAAUGCUCGCCUCGCCGGCCUCGAGCUUGAUCUCGGCAUGGACCCAAACUCCUUGCAAUAUAACACGGCAUUGGCGGUGUUCUUCUUCACCUAUGUCGCCGCGGAAAUCCCAAGCAACAUGAUGAUGAAGCGAUUCAGGCCCUCGGUCUGGAUCCCGAUCAUCAUGGUCGCAUGGGGUGUUUGCUGCACAGCGAUGGGCUUUGUCCAGAACUUUGGCGGCCUCGUUGGUGCUCGUCUCGCGCUCGGCCUUGCUGAGGGUGGCCUGUUCCCAGGAAUCACGUACUACAUCACCCUCUGGUACAGACGCCACGAGUGCGGCUUGCGCAUGGCCAUCUUCUUCUCCGCCGCCACCGCUGCUGGAGCCUUUGGUGGUCUGCUGGCUCGCGGUAUUGUCGAGAUGAAGGGCCUCGCGGGUCACUCUGGCUGGGCAUGGAUCUUCAUUCUCGAGGGUAUCCUGACGAUUGUUGUUGCCUUCAUUGCUUUCUUCGUGAUGUACGACUACCCAGACACGGCCAAGUUCCUGACCGCCGAGGAGAAGGCCGAGGUUCACCGACGACUCCAGGAGGACCGCUCGGCCCUCGCGGAUGAGUUCGACAUCAAGUACUUCUUCCACGCCAUUCGCGAUUGGAAGAUCUGGGUACACAUGUUCAUCACCAUUGGCAUCUACACGCCCCUGUACAGUUUUAGCCUGUUCCUUCCUACGAUUGUCGCUGGACUCGGCACCUACGACGCCAACACGGCCCAGCUCAUGACGGUGCCUCCAUAUGUCGCCGCCUGUAUCUGCUGCAUCACGGCCGGUGUUCUGUCCGACCGAUGGGGUUCUCGUGGCAUCUUCAUAAUUUUCUUCAACUGCAUCGCCAUCAUCGGCUUCAUCAUGCAGCUUGCCACGACGAACAACUCGGUCAAGUAUGCGGGCACCUUCUUCGCGGCUUGCGGCAUCUACCCCAACGUGCCCAUGGGUGUGGCCUGGAACGGCAACAACAUUGGUGGCUCGACCAAGCGCGGCGUCGGUAUCGCCAUGCACGUCGGUUUUGGCAACUUGGGCGGUGCGAUCGCCGCCUACAUUUACCAGGCUAAGCACAAGCCGCAGUACUACCCUGGCCACGGAACCCUCAUCGGCACUGAGACCAUGUCCGCCAUCCUCGCCAUUAUCAUGACCUUGUAUCUCCGCCGGGAGAACGCCAGACGCGAUCGCGAGUACAAGUCCCCAAGCGAGUACACUGAUGAGGAGAAGGCCGCGGAGCGCGAGGCUGGUGACAACGCCACAUUCUUCCGUUACACAGUCUAAAUGUUGAAAUGGCGGUUCCUGGACUCUCGGCGGUCCCGCGCGGUGGUGGGUGCUAUCAUCAGAGAUGCAAAUGGAAGAGAAGUGCCUGCCGCGAAUCAAUGCGUGGGAUGCGAAGCCUAAGCCGGGCGGCUUCGCUUGAAGCCGGGUCAAGGAGAUUAGGUUGUAGUCCUUGACUAUCAAUAUAUGAAUCAUGCCGACGGAUGCCGUACCAU
This is a messenger RNA of Microdochium trichocladiopsis, 1934 nucleotides long. RefSeq names its product major facilitator superfamily domain-containing protein. The coding region runs from base 184 to 1722 and encodes 512 amino acids. Lineage: Eukaryota; Fungi; Ascomycota; Sordariomycetes; Xylariales; Microdochiaceae. Gene Ontology annotation, biological process: transmembrane transport. Gene Ontology annotation, cellular component: membrane. The record is from RefSeq and is a predicted model, not a curated record. Gene Ontology annotation, molecular function: transmembrane transporter activity. The transcript has 5 exons.